UGGCGCCGCCGAGUUUCCCCGCUCCUGGGCAGCCGUGACCCCCGUUGAGCGGCGCCGGAGCCUGUUGGCGCUCGGCGGGAGCGGCCGUCCGGGCGGCCGUCGGUCCGUCGUGCGAUGCGGAGGUCGCCCGCGCCCCAUGGGCAGGCCCGGCCGCCGCCAUGCCGGUCAAGCUCAAGAACCGCUACAACCUGGUGGACGAUGCGGGCGACUCGCGGGUGCCGCUGCACAACGAGGAAGCCUUCCAACACGGCAUCCACUUCCAGGCCAAGUACAUCGGAAGCUUGGACGUGCCAAGACCCAGCAGCCGUGUGGAGAUUGUCGCAGCGAUGAGAAGGAUCCGGUAUGAAUUCAAAGCCAAGAAUAUUAAGAAGAAGAAAGUGAGCAUUGUCGUCUCUGUAGAUGGGGUGAAGGUGAUUCUCCGCAAGAAGCAGAAGAGAAACGAAUGGACCUGGGAUGAGGGCAAGAUGGUGGUGAUGCAUGAUCCUGUGUACAGAAUCUUCUACGUAUCACACGACUCCCAGGACCUAAAGAUAUUCAGCUACAUUGCCAGGGAUGGCACCAACAAUUCCUUCCGAUGCAACGUCUUCAAAUCUAAGAAGAAGACUCAGGCUAUGCGCGUGGUGCGGACAGUGGGCCAAGCCUUUGAGGUGUGUCACAAACUGAGCCUCCAGCAUGCACUCCAGAAUGCAGACGGGCAGGCCGAUGGUGCCAGCAACAAUUCAGCGGAAGAUCCACAGUUAGAAGGUUUCCAACUGGAAGGGCCUCCAAUGGCCGACAGAGAAAACAUCCUUGCCGACUCUGAGGGGCUGCAAGUUCCCGACUGCGGGGCUUGUGAGCUGUCCUCUGCCAUCCCAGACCUGGGAGUGCUGAAACUUGGACAGGUACUGAAGGAAAGGAGUAGCCAGGACAGUGAGAGCUGCUCUGUUCACCCCUCUGCUUCACAGGCCUUGGUGAGCCCCGCCAGCCCCUGUUCCUCUGCCUCAGUCACCCCGCUUGCUUCCCAGCACUGCCUACAGCUCCUUCGGCACCAGCUCCUCCAGCAGCAGCAACAGACCCAGGUGGCCGCUGCUCAGGUGCAGCUGUUGAAAGACCAGUUGUCAUCUGAGACCACAGCCCGCAUCGAAGCUCAGGCCCGUGUCCGCCAGCUGCUCCUGACCAACCGCGAUCUGCUGCAGCACGUCUCUUUGCUGGUGAAGCAGCUCAAGGAGCUGGAAAUCAAGGUGCAGCUACGGCAUCCAGUUGACCGCUCACUACAGAACUUGACUUUGGCUCAGUCACUCUCGCUCAAUUUGAAGAACCACUACAGCCUCGAAAUCAACCUGCCGUCCACCUCAACUCCUGCCAGUGUCCUGGGCAGCCCCGUGAUGCGGCCAAGUACCUGUGAAUCCUACCUGAACCUGGCCAACCUGGAGAAGGGCAGCAAGCUGCCCAACAGCACAGAGUGUGAGGAGCGCCUGGUGGUGCUGGAGGGUCCAGAUGGGCUCCGCAGUGUCGAGGGCUCAGAGUCUACCGACUGCAGCGUGCUCAACGGGACCAAACAACAGAAGUGCAAUGGCUCAAGCUGUCCAGUGCAAGAGGAGAGGUCGCAGCCGUUCAUCCCCAAGCUGAACCCACCUCCACCCACACUGAGGAGAAGGUCUAGUAAAACCACCUCUCCCAGCCUGGAAGCAGAGACCGUCCCCCCCAACAUCACAGCAAAUCCUGGAACUUCCUCGUUCACCAGCAUCUCCAUCUUCUCUCUCUCUAACUUAGAGUCCGAGUCAAGGACACAAGGAGGAUACGCUGGUGGCUGUGUAGAAGACCGGGGACAUCUCAGCCAGGAAUGGGCCAGGGAGGACAGAUGUACACUGCUGGCAAGGGGCAUUUUGGGUCAGGUGGAAAAGGGCCCAAUUAGGGACUCAGACAGCACUCUGGACAGCACACGGCCCUUCUCCUUGACAGGCAACGAUACCUGCUUGCACAUCAGCCUUUCAGAGGAAGAGUUGGACAACGCUGGGGCUUGUACCGCUCAUGCAUAAAGGUGCUUUGGUGUACACCAUUAACUGGAGCUGAUGCAAGAAUUGGAUAGUGAGGGAUAGAAAUGCCACAGGGGGCCCUGCAGCACCAGACGAGGUUUUGGAAGAAGUCACAGUUGAUUGCUGGUGACUCUGAAAAGCCAACAUAAGAAGGCUCUGAAAAGCCAACAUGGGGAGAAUUGCAACUGAGAGAAGGCAAUUGGGAGACUUUACAGUUUCCCCCACGACAGUCUUCCACAUGAAAAAAUGUCUUCCAUGAACACCAGGCAAUUCUACGGCACCAUGCAUGGAAGAGCCUGCCCAUUACCUUGAUGGAGUAUCCACCUGAGAACCCAUGAAUGGUAAAUGCUGGGAUUCCCAACACCUCAUAAGGGCCCUCAGCACAAUUUGCUGAACACUAGACUGUGUGUGAGACUGUUCCCACAGCUGGGGGAGGCCAUGGCAAUCAGCAUCCCAGACGCAAACAGGCAGAAGGGGGAGGCAUCUGUAUUGAACAGCCAACAACAAUCAGCAUCUGGGAGUUCAGCGAGGUUACCCCCAGUUCAGUGCACAAUUAUUUCCAGAUGGCUUCUUGGGAAUAAGAGGAGUGGGCCACGAAACCUGUUCUGCACGAUGAACAGACUUGCUAUGGAUAUCCAACUUCCAGAUCAAGGGGUUAGGAGCCGUCUUACUGCCAGCCCUACCUGUGGCUAAGCGUGAGGGUAUCCCAGGAGCCCCUGCCACCUUUGGAGCAGAAGCUGCUGUUGUCUUUGUGUAGUCUAAAAAUAUUCUUUUCCAAUCUUCAUUAAUGUUUGCAGGGAAGAAGCUAGUAUGGGAAGAGCUGUGCAGUGCUAGACUGAGAAAGCUGCCACUUUACACCUUUAAACUGCAAAAGACUGAUGCCCUGUAGACCCCCUCAAAGAGACCCAGUCCAGACACAUCUUCCCUUCCACCCGGGUCUACAUAUACACUGCCAGUGAUCAGUUCAUCGCUUCGUUUAACAUGCUAAUAGCGUAGCCACUGCAGGGCCCCAAAGAAAAAGAUGCAUCCAGAUUUUAUGUUAAUUGGCUGGCAUGGUCAGUUAGGAGACAGAUUUGCCCCAGCAGUGCACUCUUCUUUUUUAAGGCAGAACAAAUAUGUAUCCCAGCAAAGGGGCUUCCAGAUUCUUGGUAAACCCAUUUAUGGAAUUCCGUACAUCCCACCCCAGUGAAAUCCAACAACAGUUGGGUGGGCUGUGGGUUGGUGUGGCACAUGCGCCCUGCAAACAGACUAAGCAAGCAAUGUCCAAGGUUAAGUGAGCGACUGUGUCGCCCACUCAAAUUAGUGCAUAGUGGCCCUGACAUUUCCUCCUGGUCAGCCCCUACUGUAAGGUAGGAAAAGUUAGCAUUCAGUGUUUUCCUUCCCUGCUUUUCAAGGUGUACUUUAAAAAAAAAAGGAAGGAGUGACUUUUCAGAGAAAGUGGGAAAGAGUGUUACAGAUACCUUAGGCCCCCAAAACGAGCAAGCAAGCAAGAUGGUUCUACAUCAAGUCUGAAAUAUCCCUAGAAGCUAAAAUGACUAAACUGAGGCUAUCAUACUUUUGAGAAGAUAAGAGUCACUGGAAAAGACAAAUGAUGCUAGGAAAAGUUGAAGGCAGCAGGAAAAGAAGAAGACCCAAGAAGAGAAGGAUUGACUUUAUAAGGGAAGCCGUGGCCCUCAGUGUGUAAGACCUGAGCAAGACUGUUAACAAUAGAACAUUUUGGGGGACACUGGUUCAUAGCGUUGCCAUGGGCCGGAAGUGACAUGACAGUACUUAAUACACACGGGAGUACUUUGCACAUACCCUGUCCUUAAAAGAUGCUUCCAGCCAGAAGGAAAAGGCAUCAUGUGGGACCUUGGAAGUAUUUUGCCUUUCAGCUUUUUGUUUUUAACAUCCCUGUGUUAAGGAAAAUGCUGUGCACAUUCUCAGGGGGGGUUACAGCUGGCUAUGCCAGAGUUUUUGAAAACAAAUGAAAGCAACCCUAACAUCCAUUGCAAUGGUCUUGUAACUUUAAAAAAAACCCCCCAGAGAUGAUAGAGGCCACUAUUUCACUACAUCCUUGGUGGAAAAUUGGUACAUGGGUAUGGAGCAAAACUCGGCCCUCAUUCAGUUAUGUGAAUUGACUACUCGUGACUAUAAUGGAGGAAUUGGAAUUAACAGCUGUUAGCAAGAUGCAGGACAGGUUGCAAUAUCGCCUGUGCAGGGGGGCAUAAAAGGGUUAAUGACAGCAUAGAGCUAUGCAAAAGGGAAGGACAGUUUAAAAUCACCAAGAAAGAGAAGAGAUAAGAGUAAGUUGUCAAAAAGGAGGCGGGAGAAAGAGAAAGUAUUGCAAAGCAGGGACAUUUUGACUGUAACAAGUGGUUGUUGUAUCCUUUCCUGGGGGAUGUGGGAUGAAUCUGUAGUGCUAACGGUACAGUUAGCAGAAUUAUAACUUGUGCAUAUUAGCUGGGAUGUCCAAGUAUAACAAAUAGACCCCCAAAAAAUCAUAGAAAAGCAAUUUUCAGAAGCAGAUUUCUUAGCAUCCUCUGAGGUUGCAAAACUGGCCAGUAGCCAGUUGACAUAGCUUGUUGGUUACGCGUCCAGUUUGCUUCCAUGGACACCAUCAUGGGGAAAGCUGGACUACAUUGCGGGUGUGAACUGGCCCCAAAGUGAAACAGAUCUGUUUCUGUGGAUAAAGCCCAGAAAUCAGGAUGCGUCACUCCUGGCCCUCUUUACUGAAAGUGGGGCAGCCAGAAAGAGGAAGGUUUCCUUUGGCAGAAUUAACACUUAACACAAAGAAAGUGGUUGAAUGUGAGUUGAAGAUGGAGUUUGGGCAAGUCAUUGGAUGAAGGUUGGGGGUAGAGACAGUAACCGAGACUGUAAGCCCCCAACUUCUGUUAGUGGGAGCAGGAGAAAAAUAAAUAAUAAUGGACUGAUGGGGUAUCAUCACUUCCAGGAAAAUCUGGAAGUGAUAUCACUGCUUUAGGAACUGGCAGAAUUGUUGGCAAUUUCUAGAGAGGCAUGACAUCCUUUAAGAGCUUUCCCCAGAAGUGAUGUCACACCAUCACCGAUGGCCACCUCCCUGUGGCCCCCUUCUCCCAGUCUCUUGCUAGUUUCCCUAACAGUGACAGGUGUUCUUUCAGUUGCAAAGCUACAAUUCAUAGAGGUGGAAGGAGCAUCACAGAGACUACAUGGCCUAGAAUAGGAUGUGGAAUACCUCAGGUGUUGCCUAGCAACCACCACCACAAGAGGCCUAACUGUACAGGGCAGCUGUAUAAUUAAGCAUCAAGGUUGCCAAUUAACCAGAAAAAGGCUGGCUUGCUCUCGUGCCUUUAAAUAGAAGUUUAAUAUCAGUAAUUGAACUUUAUUGUGGCAUCAAAAUAAGUGCAAUCUCAUAUUGAUAUGUACACAACAGGCUAUUUUUAAAGGCCCAGUUUAUGGCAGGCUAAAAUAUUGCCCUACAAAGCGUCAAGUGAGAAUCUGCCCCAAAGUAGGGCAAAGUUCUACAGAUGUAUGUUCUCCCAUCACAAAAAAUGGCAGUUUCCAGUUUCUCAGGCGCUUGUCAAAUUGUGCGAUCAGGUUAGGUCCUCCCAUGCUGACACUGCUUUGUCCCAUCCACCAGCCAAGGGGAGGAAGAGGUACCCGUUUCUGUAAUCAAGUAGACCAUCCAAACCCAGUACUAGCUGCAGGUUCCAACUAUCUAGUUUCUUUUGGCACUCCUGUCUUAUUGCUCCUAAAGCUGUUUUCAGUAGAGGGAACAGUUAGGAAAGGGUUGAAUAGUAUGCUUAGCCACCCCAACACAACAGCCUGCUUAAUCAGAAAUUUACGAUCUAUAGUUCCUAGUCCCCGCCUUUGAUAUGUUUAUGAGUUUAUAUUUCUGAUGUUUUCGUUGCAGUUCUUGCUUUGAUCAAGCAGCCAGACUUCGUGCUUCGUUUGCAAGAACUAGCCUGAUAUUAUGCUACUGACCAGCCACCCACAUCAAAUGUUUGGCGAAUACUUGCUGAGUUUUCCGCCCAAGAACUAAAUACCUAUAAUUGUUUAGAGCCAAAGUCUCUCUCUCCAAGGAGUGUGGCACAAAAUCUGUUCAGAGACUGGUGAGAGGUGGCAGAGUGGGGGCUACCCAGGGUGUAAUUAGGACUGCUUGAGAACCAAUGAGGGUAUUUUCUAAACGUAUUCUGUAAUUUAUCAAAGUUGUUAAAGAGACAAAAAGGAGGGUGAACUUGCUAUAUAAACCUGUCAAGUGUUGUUGGGGCCAUGAGUUAUAAUUACAGAUUCCUAACUCCUCA
This is a messenger RNA of Sphaerodactylus townsendi, 6277 nucleotides long. RefSeq names its product carboxyl-terminal PDZ ligand of neuronal nitric oxide synthase protein-like. The record is from RefSeq and is a predicted model, not a curated record. NCBI's taxonomy places the organism in Eukaryota, Metazoa, Chordata, Lepidosauria, Squamata, Sphaerodactylidae. Bases 159 to 2018 code for a protein of 619 amino acids. The transcript is spliced from 11 exons. Gene Ontology annotation, molecular function: nitric-oxide synthase binding.